GUUCAUUGUCGAUAAAUGAUAACUCCGCCAUUUGAUCCACAUCCGCGUCGACACUCCACUCCAUGCGACAACAGCACUAACUUACCAAAUAUCGACACGUUCGUUACCCAGUAGCAUGGCAAGUUCUUUAGGUCCAAAUCCAUCUGUCGAAGAUAUUGAGGAUGAAAUCAUCCUGCUGGAUAGCCUUCUCGAAUCGCUCGAAUCGGGAUCAAUCGAUUACGACCGACUCCAGUGGAAAUACGAGAAAGAACGACAAGAGCUGUUGAAUUUGCUAUCCGAAACAGAGAACCAAGAUGCAGAAAUAGGCAAUCCUCGGGCCACUGCAUCGCCACACCCGCCCAGCACAGAGCAAACAUCCAGGAAACGCUCGCUAGAUGACGACGACCGCUCUAUACCCGGUGCCUACCCGGUCUCGAAAUCAAGAAGAACGUCUGGAGGUAGCUCAGGAGCGAAUUCGCCGACUUCGGUAGAUUCGUUGGGGUCUAUUCCUGGUCUUCGACAACCUGGAACUCCAGGCAGCCAGCGGGCACUGCAGCGGCAACGAGACCGCUUCGAGUCUGCGGAGAAAGGUAGGCUUCAAAGACGGCUUGAUGAGGAGUUUGCAAAAAGUCUACAAUCGGAGGAUAUCAGGGCGAGGAAUGGCGGGGACUCUCAUCCAGGCGCAACCACAACCCCGGGUCCUCAUAUGGCCAUACAAGAUUGGGCUCGCCCUCCGCCUCGCUCCUUUGAUGACCCCUUCACCGAUCUUAUGGAGCUUCCUAAUAGGCAAGGGCAGACGGAUCGCAACACAUAUCUCAACGUUUACCCCCCUCCACCACCCCCACAAGACACCCCGUUUAUCCGUACAUCCGGAGGAUUCAUGAAUCCCUCGGAUGCGAUACACACCCUUGUGAAUCGAGCACCCUCCUUAAAGCAAGAGAAUCCCUGGGCGCAAUAUCCGAAUGCAGCUUCAAGCUCUCGUAACGACCCACCAUGGCCUCCACCAGACUACGAUCCUUAUGGCCGCGGCAUGCUCCCUUGGCAGCGCGAGAUUCACGAUGACCUCUACGGAGCCGCGCAGGUCAAUUCUGCAGAAGAGCAGAAGCAUCUCCAAAGCCUCAUGGGAAACAUCGAGUCGAUUGAUGAUGUUCCUAUUCAUGAUCGAGAUCAGACCCCGAGGGAGAUGGACUGCACGCUCUACGAACACCAGAAGAUCGGGUUAUUCUGGCUGAGGAAAAUGGAAACGGGUUCGAAUAAAGGCGGGAUCCUUGCUGAUGACAUGGGUUUGGGGAAAACGAUUCAAAUCAUCGCUCUCAUGGUGACCCGACCCUCGGAUGAUCCAGCACAGAAGACCAAUCUUAUCGUGGCGCCUGUCGCCCUGCUAGAGCAAUGGAAAGGUGAAAUCGAGCGUCUCGUCAAACGUCGGUUUCGGCUUAGUAUCUUCAUCCACCAUGGUCAAAGUCGUGCGAAGAGUUUCGAAACUCUUCGGUCCUAUGAUGUUGUGCUGACCACCUACGGCCAAUUGACCGAAGACCGGAAGCGGUUGCUGCUACGGCAAAAGGCCCUCGAAAACAACCCACGAGUGAAGCUUACCCCCCAGGCCACCCCAGUCCUGAUGGGUCCUAACUGCAAAUGGUAUCGAAUUGUUCUGGACGAAGCGCAAAAUAUCAAGAAUAAAGAUACGAAGGCGUCAAUUGCCGCCUCGGAGCUUCGCGCACGGUAUCGUUUCUGCGUCACUGGAACUCCAAUGAUGAACCGGGUCUCCGAGGCAUACAGCUUGAUUCGGUUUCUGCGAAUUCCUCCCUAUGACCAGUGGAAUAGCUUUAAACUUGCCUUUCACUCCAAGCUGCAGUUGGGAAAUUGGGACAGCACUGUCAUGGAACGAUUUCAAGCCGUCCUCCGAGCCAUGCUGUUGAGAAGGACCAAAAAGACCAAGAUUGAUGGAAGGCCGAUCGACGAGACCCUCCCGGACCGGGUGAUCCAUACCGACCACUUUGUGUUCCGAGAUGAUGAAAAGGAGUUCUACAAGAAUGUGGAGACGCAUAACAAGGAAAAAUUUCAGGGCUAUAUGGACCGAGGCGAGGUGGAGUCCAAUUAUAUGGCCAUCCUGGUCUUGCUCUUGAGGUUGCGUCAAGCCUGCUGCCACCCGCUGUUGAUUAAGGACUUGAGUUUCGAGCCUGCCACCGAUCUCUCGGAGGAAGACUUGGCGACAUUCGCGGCGAAGUUGACACCAGAAGCAGUUCAGCGAGUAAAAAAUUCUAACGGCAACUUCAUUUGUCCAAUCUGUCUAGAUGCGACGCGCAACCCAGCUCUUCUUGUCCCGUGUGGCCAUGAAAUGUGUUCCGAUUGUCUCUCGAAGUUCGUCGCAGAUUCCAACAGCACGGAUGAUGAGGAUGUGAACGUACUGUGUCCACAAUGUAGAAUCAGCUUCAAUCCGAAACAAGUGACAGACUACGGCGCCUUCCUGAAGGAGUAUAUGCCGGAAGAACCUCCUCAAGACACCGCUGCGCCGAUUGGUUCAGACGAUGACGACUCUGAUGAGAGCGAUGAUGAGUCGGGGACGAACAGCUUGGACGGGUUCAUCGUGCCUGACGACGAAGAUGACGGAGAUAUUGACGAGGAAGCGAAAGGGCGCAAAAAUAAGGGAAAGAGCAAGAAGAAGGGAAAGUCGAGGGCUUCGAAGAAGAAGCUCAGGGACAUGACGCUCGGAGAGCUUGCCAAGGAAUCCCGCCGCAACGCACGAGCCAAGUCGAAGUACAUCCGCCGGCUUCGCAAGAUGUGGCGGACCAGCUCCAAAAUCGAGAAGACGCUGGAGAUCUUGACGGAAACCUACCAGAAAGACCCCACGGAGAAGACGAUUAUCUUCUCUCAGUGGACGAGUCUUCUCGACCUGUUGGAGAUCCCCCUCAAGGAUCACGGCUACCGAUACCUGCGAUAUGAUGGAGGGAUGACCUCCACGGAGCGAGCGACUACCAUUUCCAAAUUUAUGCGACGGGACGAUUGCAACGUCAUCCUCGUCUCGCUCAAGGCUGGUAAUGCCGGGCUCAACCUGACGCGGGCCAGUCAAGUCAUCAUUCUCGAUCCGUUCUGGAACCCGUUCAUCGAGGAGCAGGCCAUCGACCGUGCCCAUCGGAUUGGGCAGAGGCGGGUGGUUCAUGUCCACCGACUCCUGGUGCAGGAGUCCGUAGAGGACCGCAUCAUCGAGGUGCAGGAGCAGAAGAGGGAACAAAUCAACGCCGCGCUGGAUGAGAGAGCAGCGAGCAAGAUUCCACGGCUCGGAAGACGGGAGCUAGCGUACAUCUUCGGUGUCACUGAUGGAAUUUGAGUCAGCGUCCCAUUCCCAUAAAGCUCUCUCUCGGAGCAGGGUUUGUGGGCAGCUGUGUUUUCGGCCAGUCAUGGGGAUAGCAAUCGCAUUAUGUGGGAAACGAUAGAGAUGAUACAUGUCCUCCCGUAGAGCAAUACAGUCAUGUUGCAUGCC
Molecule: messenger RNA, 3457 nt
Organism: Eremomyces bilateralis CBS 781.70
Lineage: Eukaryota; Fungi; Ascomycota; Dothideomycetes; Eremomycetales; Eremomycetaceae
Exons: 4
Coding region: 116-3304 (1062 amino acids)
Cellular component (GO): cytoplasm
Molecular function (GO): ATP binding; ATP-dependent chromatin remodeler activity; metal ion binding
Source: RefSeq, a predicted model, not a curated record